AUGGAGCGGGAGGUGCCUCCCGACCUCGAAGGCGACAUGCUGGCCCGUCGCCGCUACAUGCAGCGGCACUGCGACCACCUUCGCACCGCCCUCAUGUGGGAGCCCCGCGGCCACCGGGAUAUGUACGGGUGCUUGCUCUUCGCGCCGCACUCGCCCACCGCUCACGUGGGCGUUCUGUUCCUCCACAACGAGGGCUACAGUUCGAUGUGUGGGCACGGCAUCAUUGCCAUGACCAAGCUGCUGGUGGAGUCUGGCUUCCCCGCUGACAGCGAUGCGGCCAACAACCGCGCCGAGCUCAGGAUCGACACUCCCGCGGGCCUCGUGACCGCGCAAGCGCACUUUGCCCAGGACGGUCGCACGGUGGAGCGCGUAAGCUUCGCCAACGUGCCCUCGUUCGCCUAUAAGCUGGACGUCCCGCUCAAGUCCUCGUCCUUCGUACCACUGCUAGGCAAGGACACGGUGAAGGUGGACAUCGGCUUUGGUGGUGCCUUCUACGCGUACGUCGGCACAGACGAGCUGGGCCUGCCUCCAACCUCUAUCGUACCUCAGGAGUGCGACAAAUUGAAGCAAAUUGGGGUGGUCAUCAAGCACGCGGCCAUCAAGCAGGUUGAGCUCGUCCACCCUUUCGAAGCGGAUCUGGGCUUUCUUUAUGGGACGAUCAUCACGAGCCCGCCCCACACCGCGCAACACCACAGCCGCAACGUGUGUGUCUUCGCGGACGGCGAGAUCGACCGAUCCCCCACCGGGACUGGCGUGAGCGGCCGGCUGGCACUGCUUCAUGCUAGGAAUCAGAUUCAGCCUGGGGCACCGGCGGUGAUCGAAAGCAUCAUCGGCACCAGCUUCACCGGAAUCGUGGCGAGCACCACCCGCUUCGGCCCGCAUGAAGCCAUCAUACCCAUCGUCUCCGGCACCGCGUUCGUCACCGGCCGCAGCGAAUUCCUACUCGACCCGGCCGACCCCCUGCGCCACGGCUUCAUACUGUGA
Acanthamoeba castellanii str. Neff is the source of this 984-nucleotide messenger RNA. Its product is annotated as proline racemase. Lineage: Eukaryota; Discosea; Longamoebia; Acanthamoebidae. Gene Ontology annotation, molecular function: 4-hydroxyproline epimerase activity. The record is from RefSeq and is a predicted model, not a curated record. The transcript has 9 exons. The coding region runs from base 1 to 984 and encodes 327 amino acids.